Tilletiopsis washingtonensis is the source of this 1254-nucleotide messenger RNA. RefSeq lists its product as hypothetical. The transcript has 7 exons. Lineage: Eukaryota; Fungi; Basidiomycota; Exobasidiomycetes; Entylomatales. The record is from RefSeq and is a predicted model, not a curated record. The coding region runs from base 89 to 973 and encodes 294 amino acids.
CCACCCCCUCCAGCCCGGCCCUUUCCCGUUCGAUUCCAACUACACGUGGCCCGACGCCAAUCACCCACCCACACUCUCUCUCUCAAUCAUGUUCAAGCUGCAGGCCCUCGUGACGGUCGCCCUCGUGGCGCUCGCCGGCGUCGAGGCGCAGAAGAAGCCGACGUUCAGCGUCAACAACCUGCCCGACAAGUGGGAGAAGGGCCAGAUCGGCACCAACCAGUGCAAGCAGUUUGGCGCGUCGAGCCAGAAGUCCAAGUGCCAGAACGUCUUUGUCAACUCGGUGUCGGCAGUCUGCCUGUGGGGCCCCCGCAAGCAGGGCACCGUCGGCGCGCAGGAGGAGUUCAUGUACUCGUGGUGCACCAAGAGCGGCUACGGCACGCGCCUCAUUCCCAACGGCACGCUCAAGAAGGCCCACUUCCUCAAGACGCCCGACUUUGUGCAGGUCACCGGCUUCGGCGACUUUACCAGCAUGAAGAUCGACGCCGGCGACGAGGGCGGCGAGCUCGACCCGCACGGUGCCACCGGCGCCGGCAACCCGCCCGGCGGCCUCGUCUUCACGCGCUCUGCCAAGGGCCGUGAGGGCCAGUGGGUCCAGAGCAAGGAGUGGUCGUCGUUCAUGUCGGCCACCGAGUUCUCCAUCCGUGCCUGCACCGGCGGCCCCAACGCCACCAAGCUGUGCCCGCACAUCUACGACGUCAUGGGUGCCCAGUGGAACCACGCGGGCAACUACGGCAACGGCUUCGACGACUGCGACGGCAACUCUGGCCCCUUCCCGGGCGAGCGCGUGCGCAAGAACGGCUCUACGAGCACCUUCCACCAGGGUGACAAGAAGACGCCCUCGGCCGCGCCCGCCGGCGCGUCGUCGAACUGCAAGCCGCGCGCCUCGCCCACGGGCGGCGCCGCCAAGCAGCUGCCCUACCGCCGCAGCGUCAGCGCCCGCGGCGCCGAGGAGAUCCUCGAGGACGAGGAGUAAGCGCGAGCUUUUCUCUACGCUCUUCCUCCCCUCUCCUCCGUCCGGCUCGCUCCAUUCACGGCAACACUCGUCGCCGUGACUCGCGCAUCCCACUUCGCCUCUCCUCACGCCGCACCCACUCUCCACCCACCUCACAGGUUCUUCACGCACACUGCACACGACUGGCUUCUCUAUUUGCCCCCUUCUUCACUUACAUCUUCACGCCCACUCCUCUGUCGUGGCGCUACUCAUCUGAAUCCCUUCCUCUGGACAUGCAGCGCUGCACUCUCCCGCGCGCACGC